AUGACAAAACCUAUACCAAGAAUUGGUUCACGUAGAAAUAGCCGUAUUAGUUCACGUAAGAGUGGGUGUAGAACACCAAUAGGAGUUAUUCAUGUUCAAGCGAGUUUCAACAAUACUAUUGUUACUGUUACAGACCCACAAGGUCGGGUCGUUUCUUGGUCUUCUGCGGGUACCUGUGGAUUCAAGGGCACAAGAAGGGGUACCCCAUUUGCUGCUCAAACCGCAGCAGGAAAUGCUAUUCGUGCGGUAGUAGACCAGGGUAUGCAACGAGCAGAAGUCAUGAUAAAGGGUCCCGGUCUCGGGAGAGAUGCAGCAUUACGAGCGAUUCGUAGAAGUGGUAUACUAUUAAAUUUUGUACGUGACGUAACCCCUAUGCCGCAUAAUGGAUGUAGACCGCCAAAAAAAAGGCGCGUUUAG
This is a messenger RNA of Nymphaea colorata (pocket water lily), 417 nucleotides long. Lineage: Eukaryota; Viridiplantae; Streptophyta; Magnoliopsida; Nymphaeales; Nymphaeaceae. The record is from the annotation of a RefSeq genome assembly.